Cebus imitator (Panamanian white-faced capuchin) is the source of this 4892-nucleotide messenger RNA. RefSeq names its product histone deacetylase 9 (gene HDAC9). Gene Ontology annotation, biological process: chromatin organization; negative regulation of transcription by RNA polymerase II. The transcript has 28 exons. NCBI's taxonomy places the organism in Eukaryota, Metazoa, Chordata, Mammalia, Primates, Cebidae. Gene Ontology annotation, cellular component: histone deacetylase complex. Gene Ontology annotation, molecular function: histone deacetylase activity. The coding region runs from base 359 to 3637 and encodes 1092 amino acids. The record is from RefSeq and is a predicted model, not a curated record.
AUCGCGCAGCGCGCACCGAGCCGGCCCCGCCGCGCCCGCCGCUCUCGCCGCGGUCUCCUCCUCUAGCGCCCGCCGCGACCGGUAAAUCUCGGCUGGAGGAGCAGCGGCUGUCCCCGAGUCAACUUUCAUCCCCCUUUUGCUUCCUGCUUCGCCAUUCUCUUCUGCUCCUCGAAAGAUGGCUGUUUGGAGAAGGGGGAGAAGUUAGGAGGUCGCCGGCGCGGAGCGAAGGAGGGCGCGACUGCCUCAGCAGGAACGGGCGGAGGUUUCUCCUCUGCCAACCCCUCUUGGACCAUUGUCAGUAGCUGAACGACAAAGGCUUUGCAUCUGCAUCCUAGUCUUACCAGUCCCUCCGAUUCUCAUGAUGAGCUCACCGGCACAGCCUGAUGGGGUGGCUGGACGAGAGCAGCUCUUGGCUCAGCAAAGAAUGCACAGUAUGAUCAGCUCAGUGGAUGUGAAGUCAGAAGUUCCUGUGGGCCUGGAGCCCAUUUCGCCUUUAGACCUAAGGACAGACCUCAGGAUGAUGAUGCCUGUGGUGGACCCUGUUGUCCGUGAGAAGCAAUUGCAGCAGGAAUUACUUCUUAUCCAGCAGCAGCAACAAAUCCAGAAGCAGCUCCUGAUAGCAGAGUUUCAGAAACAGCAUGAGAACUUGACACGGCAGCACCAGGCUCAGCUUCAGGAACAUAUCAAGUUGCAACAGGAACUUCUAGCCAUAAAACAGCAACAAGAACUCCUAGAGAAGGAGCAGAAACUGGAGCAGCAGAGGCAAGAACAGGAAGUAGAGAGGCAUCGCAGAGAACAGCAGCUUCCUCCUCUCAGAGGCAAAGAUAGAGGACGAGAAAGGGCAGUGGCAAGUACAGAAGUAAAGCAGAAGCUUCAAGAAUUCCUAUUGAGUAAAUCGGCAACGAAAGACACUCCAACUAAUGGAAAAAAUCAUUCCGUGAGCCGCCAUCCCAAGCUCUGGUACACGGCUGCCCACCACACAUCACUGGAUCAAAGCUCUCCACCCCUUAGUGGAACAUCUCCAUCCUACAAGUACACAUUACCAGGAGCACAAGAUGCAAAGGAUGAUUUCCCUCUUCGAAAAACUGCCUCUGAGCCCAACUUGAAGGUGCGGUCCAGGUUAAAACAGAAAGUGGCAGAGAGGAGAAGCAGCCCCUUACUCAGGCGGAAGGAUGGAAAUGUUGUCACUUCAUUCAAGAAGCGAAUGUUUGAGGUGACAGAAUCCUCAGUCAGUAGCAGUUCUCCAGGCUCUGGUCCCAGUUCACCAAACAACGGGCCGACUGGAAGUGUUACUGAAAAUGAGACUUCAGUUUUGCCCCCUACCCCUCAUGCUGAGCAAAUGGUUUCACAGCAACGCAUUUUAAUUCAUGAAGAUUCCAUGAACCUGCUCAGUCUUUAUACCUCUCCUUCUUUGCCCAACAUUACCUUGGGGCUUCCUGCAGUGCCAUCCCAGCUCAAUGCUUCGAAUUCACUCAAAGAAAAGCAGAAGUGUGACACGCAGACGCUUAGGCAAGGUGUUGCUCUGCCUGGGCAGUAUGGGGGCAGCAUCCCGGCAUCUUCCAGCCACCCUCACGUCACUUUAGAGGGAAAGCCACCCAACAGCAGCCACCAGGCUCUCCUGCAGCAUUUAUUAUUGAAAGAACAAAUGCGACAGCAAAAGCUUCUUGUGGCUGGUGGAGUUCCCUUACAUCCUCAGUCUCCCUUGGCAACUAAAGAGAGAAUUUCACCUGGCAUUAGAGGUACACACAAAUUGCCCCGUCAUAGACCUCUGAACAGAACCCAGUCUGCACCUUUGCCUCAGAGUACGUUGGCUCAGCUUGUCAUUCAACAGCAACACCAGCAAUUCUUGGAGAAGCAGAAGCAAUACCAGCAGCAGAUCCACAUGAACAAACUGCUUUCGAAAUCUAUUGAACAACUGAAGCAACCAGGCAGUCACCUUGAGGAAGCAGAGGAAGAGCUUCAGGGGGACCAGGCGAUGCAGGAAGACAGAGCGCCCUCUAGUGGCAACAGCACUAGGAGCGACAGCAGUGCUUGUGUGGAUGACACAGUGGGACAAGUUGGGGCAGUGAAGGUCAAGGAGGAACCAGUGGACAGUGAUGAAGAUGCUCAGAUCCAGGAAAUGGAAUCUGGGGAGCAGGCUGCUUUUAUGCAACAGCCACCCUUCCUGGAGCCCCCGCGCACACAAGCACUCUCUGUGCGCCAAGCGCCGCUGGCUGCGGUUGGCAUGGAUGGACUAGACAAACACCGUCUUGUCUCCAGGACUCAUUCUUCCCCUGCUGCCUCCGUUUUACCUCACCCAGCAAUGGACUGCCCCCUCCAGCCUGGCUCUGCAACUGGAAUUGCCUACGACCCCUUGAUGCUGAAACAUCAGUGCGUUUGUGGCAAUUCCACCACCCACCCUGAGCAUGCUGGACGAAUACAGAGUAUCUGGUCACGACUGCAAGAAACUGGGCUGCUAAAUAAAUGUGAGCGAAUUCAAGGUCGAAAAGCCAGCCUGGAGGAAAUACAGCUUGUUCAUUCGGAACAUCACUCACUGUUGUAUGGCACCAACCCCCUGGAUGGACAGAAGCUGGACCCCAGGAUACUCCUAGGUGAUGACUCUCAAAAGUUUUUUUCCUCAUUACCUUGUGGUGGACUUGGGGUGGACAGUGACACCAUUUGGAAUGAACUGCACUCGUCCGGUGCUGCACGCAUGGCUGUUGGCUGUGUCAUCGAGCUGGCUUCCAAAGUGGCCUCAGGAGAGCUGAAGAAUGGAUUUGCUGUUGUGAGGCCCCCUGGCCAUCAUGCUGAAGAAUCCACAGCCAUGGGGUUCUGCUUUUUUAAUUCAGUUGCAAUUACCGCCAAAUACUUGAGAGACCAACUAAAUAUAAGCAAGAUAUUGAUUGUAGAUCUGGAUGUUCACCAUGGAAACGGUACCCAGCAGGCCUUUUAUGCUGACCCCAGCAUCCUGUACAUUUCACUCCAUCGCUAUGAUGAAGGGAACUUUUUCCCUGGCAGUGGAGCCCCAAAUGAGGUCGGAACAGGCCUUGGAGAAGGGUACAAUAUAAAUAUUGCCUGGACAGGUGGCCUUGAUCCUCCGAUGGGAGAUGUUGAGUACCUGGAAGCAUUCAGGACCAUCGUGAAGCCUGUGGCAAAAGAGUUUGAUCCAGACAUGGUUUUAGUAUCUGCUGGAUUUGAUGCACUGGAAGGCCACACCCCUCCUCUAGGCGGGUACAAAGUGACAGCAAAAUGUUUUGGUCAUUUGACGAAGCAAUUGAUGACAUUGGCUGAAGGACGUGUGGUGUUGGCUCUAGAAGGAGGACAUGAUCUCACAGCCAUCUGUGAUGCAUCAGAAGCCUGUGUAAAUGCCCUUCUAGGAAAUGAGCUGGAGCCACUUGCAGAAGAUGUUCUCCACCAAAGCCCGAAUAUGAAUGCUGUUAUUUCUUUACAGAAGAUCAUUGAAAUUCAACGCAAGUAUUGGAAGUCAUUAAGGAUGGUGGCUAUGCCAAGGGGCUGUGCUCUGGCUGGUGCUCAGUUGCAAGAGGAGACAGAGACCGUUUCUGCCCUGGCCUCCCUAACAGUGGAUGUGGAACAGCCCUUUGCUCAGGAAGACAGCAGAACUGCUGGUGAGCCUAUGGAAGAGGAACCAGCCUUGUGAAGUGCCAAGUCCCCCUCUGAUAUUUCCUGUGUGUGACAUCAUUGUGUAUCCCCCAACCCCAGCACCCUCAGACAUGUCUUGACUGCUGCCUGGGUGGCACAGAUUCAAUGGAACAUAAACACUGGGCACAAAAUUCUGAACAGCAGCUUCACUUGUUCUUUGGAUAGACUUGAAAGGGCAUUAAAGAUUCCUUAACUGUAACCGCUGUGAUUCUAGAGUUACAGUAAACCACGAUUGGAAGAAACUGCUUCCAGCAUGCUUUUAAUAUGCUGGGUGACCCACUCCUAGACACCAGGUUUGAAGUAGAAACAUUCAUUAGAGCACUAGAUAUUGUUAAUUUCAGAUGCUAUGACAGACAGUGAAAUUUUGGGCAAAACCUGAAACAUACUCAUUCCUGACAUUCUGAUCAGCUUUUUUGGGGUUAAUUUUCUUUUUCAAACAGUCUUAAGUUGUUUACAAGAUUUGCUUCAAUGGAUAGCAAUUCUAUACAAACUGUAGUGUUUCUUGUUUGGUUGGUUUUUUCCUUUUUUUUUUUUUUUUAACUUUGUUUUAACACACAGUUCAACUCUUCCUAGCAAGAGUUCAAGAUGGAAGAACUAAGAUGAGGCUUUUUUUCAGUGGAAUGAACCACACUGUAUCUCAAAGUCCAAAUGCCAAAGGAACUUCAUACACUGUUUGUAAUGGUGCAAUAUUUUAUAUUACUCUUUUUUUUUUAGAAAAAUGUCCCUAACAUCUUUAUGCUCUCAAAUACAGUCAAUUUGCAAUUGUGUUGGAGAAUAAAGUUCCCCACCUCCAAGCGCCACAUACAUUCCUUGUUCUUAUGACAGUAGGUCUGAGCAAAUGUUCUACCAAGCAUUUUCAGUGUCUUUAAGAAGCACAUAACUUUUCAAAGAUGGUCUUAAUUUGUUCCAAAUCUAUCAAGGACGUAUUCACUCACCUUUCUUUUUCUGCCUUCCAUCAAUUCCUUUCUUCUUACCUUUCAUCAUUUAUUCCUUCUUUUAGAAAAACUGAAGAUUACCCAUAAUCUCCACUAUUACUUGAGGGCCUUGACUGUUUAGUUUAUUUUGUUUACUUUCCAAGUUAACACAGUUGUUUGGUCUGAUUGUAUUUUUUUUUAACUGUGAAGCCAUUGAGAUGAAUAUCACUUAAGCAACGUUGCUAAAUUUUCUAUGUGUUUGAAAUAUGUUAAUGAAGGCACUGCUUAUUUGUACUCACCUUGAACUGACUUAACCUAGAAGUUGUGCCUUCAUGUGAA